Molecule: messenger RNA, 1563 nt
Organism: Penicillium waksmanii
Lineage: Eukaryota; Fungi; Ascomycota; Eurotiomycetes; Eurotiales; Aspergillaceae
Exons: 4
Biological process (GO): transmembrane transport; carbohydrate transport
Cellular component (GO): membrane
Molecular function (GO): carbohydrate:proton symporter activity
Source: RefSeq, a predicted model, not a curated record
GUGAGUUGUAUUUUCUUCCUCGAUUCACCCAUCCUGCACUUCACUUCCGGCAUUGAAGACCGGGCUUCAAAUUGCGAUAUCUUCGCCAUGGAUAAAACAUUGUCCUCGACUACGCUAUGGCAGAAUCGAAAAUGUCUCCUUCUCUGCUGUCUUGUUUCCAUGGCGAAUAUGCAAUAUGGAUUUGACCUUGCCGCGGUGGGAUCGUUGCAAGCGAUGCCUGGGUUUCUCAAGGUGUUCGGAUACCCAUCGCCAGAUAGUAACACCGGAUACGCGAUUGAUCGUGCGGUAUCCAAAUCGGAACUUCUUCCCGGGGGGGUUUUAUAUCUAGGUCGCCUACUGCUGGGCUUCGCCAAUGGCUUUCUUGUGACUUUCUCUAAUAUUUACACUGCAGAGGCAGCACCAGCGCACAUGCGCGGAGUGAUGGUCGCGUUGUUCGCUUAUUGGGUGAAUAUCGGGAGUAUCAUGGGUUCUGUCGUGGAUAAUAAGACCAAAGAACGGAUGGAUCCGUUAUCAUACAGAAUCCCUUUGGCUUGUCUUUAUGUUGUUCCGGCACUUCUCUUCGUGGCUCUAUUUUUUGUUCCGGAAAGUCCGCGCUGGCUACUUCAUCGGGGCAAAGAGGAAGCUGCGAGAAAGGCGUUGGAGCAGCUUCGAGGAUCGAGCUAUGCGAAGCUCCUUGCCACAGCCGGAGGAGAUGACAUUGGGGAUGAGAAUGGGAGUGUUGGAAGCACGACUGUUAUUCCGUCUUUACUGGAGGUUGAGUGGGCGGAAAUGGUCAAGGGUGUUGAAGAGGAGAAGCGCACGCAAGGAGAUGUCGCUGCGCUGGAUAUGUUCCGAGGUGUCGAACUUCGCCGUACAAUCCUCUGCUACUGCAUGAUCGGCUGUCAGACAGCCUCGGGCGUCUGGUUUCUCAUCGGCUACCAAACAUACUUUUUCACCGUAUGCGGUAUUGCAAAAGCAUUUGAGUUCUCCAUCAUGAAUACCUGCUUCGGCUUUUUGGGCGUUAAUAUCGGAAUGUACGCCAUCCGGGAAUGGCUCGGGCGUCGCUCAAUACUCAUGCUUGGCGCCAUCGCCUGCGGACUUUGCCAACUAGCCAGUGCGAUCGCGGCGUCCGUGAGUCCCAACUCCUUGCAGACAGGCCAGACGCUUGUGGCGUUCACAGCAUUGUUCAUGUUCUUCUAUAACGGUUGUGUUGGGGCAGCGAGCUACCCCGUUGCGACGGAAUUGGUGAGUUCGAGGUUGCGAGCUUGGACGGUUGGCACUGCUACCUCGCUGGGGUAUUUACUCGCCUGGCUGGUGAAUUUCUGUACGCCUUAUUUUAUUAAUCCGGAGCAUCUGAAUUGGGGGGCCCGAUAUGGAUACAUCUGGACAGCGUCCAACUUCCUUUGCGUGGUGUUUUUCUAUUUCUUCAUGCCGGAGAUGAAAGGCCGGUCUUUAGAGGAGCUGGAUGAGAUUUUUGCGGCUCGAGUUCCGGCUCGCAAGUUUGAGUCAUAUCAGUGUUUGAUUCGGGAGGCGGCUCACUUAGAUGCAGUAAACGCGAAGACUGGAAAGAAGGACCAACACUAG